This is a messenger RNA of Debaryomyces fabryi, 1749 nucleotides long. RefSeq lists its product as uncharacterized. The coding region runs from base 1 to 1749 and encodes 582 amino acids. The record is from RefSeq and is a predicted model, not a curated record. NCBI's taxonomy places the organism in Eukaryota, Fungi, Ascomycota, Pichiomycetes, Serinales, Debaryomycetaceae. The transcript has a single exon. Gene Ontology annotation, biological process: lipid homeostasis; mitochondrion organization. Gene Ontology annotation, cellular component: mitochondrial inner membrane.
AUGCUUGUGUUAAAGCCAUAUCCUCGACAUAGUAAUUUAUGCUCUAGGUCAACUUUACUGAAAAGUUUACUCAAAACUUAUUCAAACGGUAACUCUAAUAUAAUAUGCAAAAAGCUGUUAACAACCAAAACAAAUAUUAAGACCAAAUCUAGAUUCACAUCUUUCAAAUUUGGUAUUGCGUUAGGGUUAGGGGGUUCUAUUCUUUAUGCAACAAAUGACUCGUUCCAUAAUACCACUAGACACAUCGUAUUGACGGCUGAUAGAGUAGGUGUUGUUGCAUUGGCUACCAUUCGUUGUUUUAAGCUUUACAAAGAUACCUUAGGAACGGAAUAUGAUUCCCAAAUCGAUAGAAGCAAGGCAUUAUCAGAAACUCACCUUAAAGCGGCGAAGAUCACUUUAAAAGCACUUGAGAAAAACGGCGGAAUAUAUAUUAAAUUGGGUCAACAUAUUACAGCUUUGACUUAUUUACUUCCUCGUGAAUGGACAGAUACUAUGAUACCUUUGCAAGAUAGAUGUCCAAGGUCUUCAUUGGAGGAGAUUGAAAAUAUGUUUCAGUCAGAUUUAGGAGUUUCGAUGAAUGAAUUAUUCAGUGAAUUUAACCCGGAGCCCGUCGGUGUUGCAUCUCUAGCUCAGGUACAUAUAGCUACUUUGCGAGAUAGCGGAGAGAGGGUUGCAGUCAAAGUUCAACAUCCAUCGCUUGCAGAAUUUGUUCCAUUAGAUGUAUAUAUGACUCAGAGAGUUUUCAGAUUGAUGCGGAAAGUCUUUCCUGAGUACCCUUUAACAUGGUUAGGAGAUGAAUUACAGAGUUCAAUUUUUGUAGAAUUGGAUUUUGUAAACGAAGCAGAGAAUAGUGAAAGGACUGCAAAGUACUUUAAAAAUUUUCAAAAAGAAACAGCUUUACGAAUUCCAAAGAUAGUUUCUGCAAAUGCAAGAAUUUUAAUCAUGGAAUAUGUAGAAGGAGCAAGAUUAGAUGACUUAGAGUAUAUGAAAAAGAACAAGAUAAACACUUCUGACGUUUCCUCAUGUUUGUCGCAUAUUUUCAAUAAUAUGAUCUUUACUCCAGACGUGGGCUUACAUUGCGAUCCUCAUGGAGGUAACCUUGCAAUCAGAUCUUCGAAAUCUCGCAAUGGUCAUAAUUUUGAGAUUAUUUUGUAUGAUCAUGGCUUGUACAGACAAAUUCCUUUGAAAAUGAAGCGAGAUUAUUCACAUUUCUGGCUUUCUCUAUUAGAUAAUGAUAUCCCGAAAAUGAGAGAAUACGCAGAAAAGAUUACUGGAAUUCAAGGAGAACAAAAGUUUAGAAUAUUUGCAUCAGCAAUUACGGGACGCGAUCCAGAAAACGCUCUUCAUUAUGAUAUUUCUAAGGCAAGAUCCGAAGACGAAAUCAUAAAUAUGCAAUCUCAAUUGCAAGAUCAUAACGGAGUAUUAGAAGACUUAAUGGAUAUGCUAAGCAGAAUGCCUAGGGUUAUUUUAUUGAUCUUAAAGACUAAUGAUUUAACUCGACAUUUAGACGAAGGUUUGGAUAACCCAUUGGGCCCUGAACGUACAUUUUUAAUUUUGGCUAAUUAUUGCGCCAAGUGUGUUUUCGACGAAACUAAAGAAAACAUCAAUAAGAGCUACUCAAAAUUUUCCUUUGGAUGGACUAUCCAAAACAUAAAAUUAUGGUGGUUUUACCAAAAAAGACUCAGUUCAUUAUACAUUUAUGAUUGUAUGAUGACAAUUAAUAACUUUAAACACAAAUUAGGCUUCUAA